GCAAUCUCGACUUCAGUUGGUCUAGAGGGAGAGGUUGAGCACACCCGAAUCCACAGCUGCCAAGUCUCGCAUCUCUGAACACCAAAGGGGCCAACGCAGGAGGCGACAUCGUCACCUCGGCUGACAGUCCACGGCAGAUCUCCAGCGGUGCGAGGCUGUCGGAAGGCCGCAGAGGUCUCAUUUCGAGUACCCCAUGGCCCGUCGCCACCAGUCUUCCAGGCCAGUCUGCCGCAUGAGUGUUCCAACCUCGUUCAUCUUCUCUACCAGGACCACCCCUGGCCCUGUAAAUGAUAUGAACUCGGAGAGCGUCUUGUGCAUCCUCAAAUCGACGUCAGCGAGCCCCGUUGAGUGGUCUGCAAGUGUGCAGGAGGCCCAUCUCAGCGACUUAAUUCCGUACGCAUACGUGCUCACGUUUUCCUCCUUCCCUUCAACGGCAAGCACGCCUGGGUAGCCGAUUUUGCAAAUUCCGUACAAUCCCAGCUCGCGUGCCUCCUUGCGUAUGAAGGCUUUCUUUUUUUCAGAUAGAAUGUGA
Phanerochaete carnosa HHB-10118-sp is the source of this 532-nucleotide messenger RNA. RefSeq lists its product as uncharacterized. Bases 194 to 451 code for a protein of 85 amino acids. The record is from RefSeq and is a predicted model, not a curated record. NCBI's taxonomy places the organism in Eukaryota, Fungi, Basidiomycota, Agaricomycetes, Polyporales, Phanerochaetaceae. The transcript has 3 exons.